Molecule: messenger RNA, 1195 nt
Organism: Magallana angulata
Lineage: Eukaryota; Metazoa; Mollusca; Bivalvia; Ostreida; Ostreidae
Product: mucin-2-like
Exons: 9
Coding region: 70-1125 (351 amino acids)
Source: RefSeq, a predicted model, not a curated record
UUUAUCUACGAAUGCCAUACCUUAGCCCCACAAUCCAACCUAUCCUGACGAUAGUUUUUGCAGACUACUAUGUUCGUUGUCGUUUUACUUUCUUUGGUGGGAACAUCAUUUACAAGUUCUCUCAGUUAUAGAGGUGGACAUCACUCGGCUUUAAUCAACUGUCCGACGUGUGAGCAUCACAUUUGUGAUGUCAAUAGCCUGAUGCAAUGUGAAGUUUGUCAAAUUGUCAUACCCCACAAAGAUCAACCACCACAAAAUGUCAAAUGUGCCCAGGCUGGACAUUGUCAUGAGGACCACCACAACUUUUGCUGUGAUAACGAAGGAUGUGUAGAAUCGAUCUUUGGAAAACUUGGAUCUACAGCAGUCCCGAAUCCGACAGCAGCAUCUACUAUUGGAUGUCCAAGCUGUGAAAAGGGAAACUGUGACUUCAUCAAUCGAGAUCAAUGUUUUAUGUGCAAAUUUGAUUUGCACGAUGGGCAAAUACCUCAUGUUCAUUGUCUCAAAGAAAAUGAACAUUGCGACCCCACUCAUCACAACACUCUUUGUUGUUCAGACGAACAAUGCAUAGCACAGGCAUUUGGACAGUAUUAUCCAACCUCCCAUAGCGUUACCCCGACAACUACUGCUGCUACUACGGAUUACCCCACUACCUCAACUGCAUCCUCAACUAUCAAUUUUACUAAUGAUGCUCCUACUACCCCAACUGCAUCUGCAACAGCUACCACUCCUACAAGUGGUGUUCCUACUACCUCAACUGUAUCUUUUGUCACUACCGCUCCACCUACUUCUCCUGAUUCUUCUUCUGUAUCUUCAACAAUCACUGAUGUGAACAUUUCAACUGAUAAUGUCUCAUCUACUACAUCUUUCGACACGGCUGCUACUAGCUUAUAUACAGCAUCUACCUUUACUGAUCUGAACCAGUCAUCUGCAUUGCCAUCUUCCAACACUACUGCUUCUACUCUUUCUACAACUUCUCAAGGUCAAGGAAACUGCACUGAUGAUAUAAAUAACUGUGAAAUAUGGUUAUCAUACGGUGUAUGCCAUGCCCUUCAAGAACAAACGAGCAUGUAUGCCCUGGCUUUACAAUGUAAAGCUACUUGUCAGCUUUGUACAGAUUCGCAUUGAAAAACUCAAGAGAAAUGUCUUUACAGUUCUUGUACUGUUGUUGAUAUUCAUAAAUAAGGAUGUAAAAGUU